Cladocopium goreaui is the source of this 585-nucleotide messenger RNA. NCBI's taxonomy places the organism in Eukaryota, Dinophyceae, Suessiales, Symbiodiniaceae. The record is from the annotation of a GenBank genome assembly.
AUGGCUGCGGCAUUCGUCGCACCCUGGGGUAGCGCAGGCCCGGCGGUGGCACAGUCCAGACCGACCAGAGUAUGCGCUGAUGUUCCCACAGCCAGGUGCUUGCCGCCUGCGCGAGCUGUGCCAGCAUGGAAGACAUCAAGGUCCAUGCAGUGCUCACUAUCGCCGGUACUGUUCAGCCUGGCUACAGCGUUUGUGGCCUGUAGGAGCCGCAGGAGAGGACGAGGAGGAGUCCUUUUGAGGCGGGGCUCAGAAGUGGACGUGGAACAGCGAUUGCGUGAAGUGGAAAGCGCGAUGAUGGCAGAUGAUGAGGAGGUUCUUUCAGAUGUGCCCGAAUUGAGCCGGCAGGUCGAGGGUGGUCGUCCGCGCUAUGCGGAAACACGCAGCCUCCCACGUGUUCUCUUUCUUCCAGAGCCGAAGUACCGCGCCUUUGUUGCCAAUGUGCCCGGCGACAGUGGAUUUGAUCCUCUUGGGCUUUGCUCAGACGUGCCAACCUUUGUUCAGUACAGAGAGGCCGAACUGAAACAUGGACGCCUGGCCAUGUUUGCGGCGGUGGCAUGGCCUCUGGCCGAGGUCACCUGCCCUUGA